GCAGUGUGUCUAAAGCGCUGGUCCUGACAACAGUUUUGGAGCAAGGGUGAGGAAGGAGAAAAGAGGUUUUACUGGAAUAAAUGACACCAAAUGCACAGGCAGCUUCUCACUGUGGGAUUCAGUCAUGUCUGAAGAAGUGGCUGCAGUGGCUGGAGGAGUAAUUGGCGUUGUUGCCAUUUUGCUUCUCAUUGGAAUAGGAACAUAUAUUUUAAGGAAAAGAUUUUGCUUCUCUAGCCAAUAUGAAGAGUUUUUUGAUCAAGGUCCACCUACACCCACCAAAGUCAAGGCAGUGGACAAGGACUCCUUGGGGACGAAACAUGUGCCUUUCAUUGUGCCACCUAAGUUCCAUGGUCGAGACUGGAUUGGUUUGCGAAAUGGAGAACGUAUUCAGGAUGACAGUGAGCCAUAUAUGGCACCUGAUUUCCUCCCACGGUCAUCCUUCUGUUCUUUGGGGGCAUACGUUGUUGGUUCCAUCAACCCAGCUCUGUACAAAUUCCCAGAAGUAAAUGAAGAAACAGAUUUUCCAGCGGGUAACAUUGGACGCAUUUGGUUUGCUGUGGAAUAUGAACUAGAAACCGAGAGGCUUGUGGUGUCGCUUAUGAAAGUAAGAAAUUUGCAGUUUGGGUCAGAUUCUUGUAAUCCAUUUGUGAAGAUCCAUCUGCUUCCAGAUGAGAGGCGCCAUCUGCAGUCCAAAACAAAGCGUAAAACUGUGAACCCACAAUUUGAUGAAACAUUUGUCUUUCAGGUUUCAGGUAAAACUGUACAUCAGAGGACUUUGAGGUUUUCAGUGUAUCAUGUGGAUAAGAUAAAAAAGCACCACCUUCUGGGACAGGUGCUCUUUCCCUUGAAAAAUGAAUCAUUAACCGAUGAUGAAAAUAUGGUUAUCUGGAGAGAUCUGGAUCUUGAAAAUCUGGAGCCACCAUCAGAGUAUGGAAACAUCCAGUUUUCGCUUAGUUACAAUGAUUACCUUGGUCGGCUGACUGUUGUGGUGCUUCGAGCAAAGGGCUUACAGUUUUUGGAAGAACGUGGUGUCAUAAGUUCAGCAUUUGUCAAAGUCUCUUUCAUGAAUCACAACAAACUUAUCAAGUGCAAGAAGACAGCUUCAGUCUGUGGGACUGCAAACCCUGUUUACAAUGAAACCUUCAGUUUAAAGGUGGAGAACACAGAACUGGAUACAGCAAGCUUGAGUCUGGCUGUUUUUCAGAAUGCACAAGGAGAUAAGAGCCACUUACUGGGCCGAGUUGUGGUUGGACCAUAUAUGUACACUAGAGGGAGGGAACUAGAACACUGGAAUGAAAUGCUUAACAGGCCAAAAGACUUGGUGAAGAGAUGGCAUGCUCUGUGCAACACUUGAAAAUUAUGUAAUGGAUCAAGUGAAAAUGGACACUUACUCAUCUUCUUGAGAUGUUCAAACAAGAAAGUGGGAUGGAAACAAGGAACCUUUGAAUAUAUCUCAUUGGUGUAAUUGCUAGGAUGGCAAAGAGGAACAUUAAGCAUAGACAACAUGUUCAUGCUAACAACUGCUGCAAGAUUUCAGUGUUAAUAGAAUAUACAGCAAGUUGUACUGUUCUUUUUUGAAAGACUUUAUAAGUAUGUGGUUCAAACCAAUUAUGUUACAGAUUGAGAUGUAAUAUAUUUCGGAAUGAAUUCUUAUCACAAUCACAUUUAUCCUCAUCAAUCAAUAUACAUUAUUAUAUACCAAUACCUAAUAAUUACUAUACAUAUUUACUGUAGAUCUCCCAUGUUUGCAUACCUAAUAACUUUACAGUGAACCCCCCUAAACACUUUUUAUAAGACAAGGCUGUGAUGGGAAACAUUGGCUUAAUACCCUCAAGUGUUUUGUGUGCAAGACACUCCUAUUCACUAUAUUUGGUAAGAAAAGAGAACCAAUGUGUUAUAUCAACAGACCCACUAUGCUGCUAAGCUGAUGGCAAUACAUUCUCUUAUACAGGCAGUCCCCGGGUAUGAGACAGGGUCUAUAGAUUUGUUUGUAUGUAAGUUGGAACAGGUACAUUUACCUAAUAAAUGCAACUUAGACAGA
This is a messenger RNA of Xenopus laevis (African clawed frog), 2041 nucleotides long. RefSeq names its product synaptotagmin 15 S homeolog (gene syt15.S). The transcript is spliced from 8 exons. NCBI's taxonomy places the organism in Eukaryota, Metazoa, Chordata, Amphibia, Anura, Pipidae. The record is from RefSeq and is a predicted model, not a curated record. The coding region runs from base 125 to 1354 and encodes 409 amino acids.